Messenger RNA from Doryrhamphus excisus (bluestripe pipefish), 1523 nucleotides. It is a transcript of the gene sox21b, whose product is annotated as SRY-box transcription factor 21b. Gene Ontology annotation, molecular function: RNA polymerase II cis-regulatory region sequence-specific DNA binding; DNA-binding transcription activator activity, RNA polymerase II-specific. Lineage: Eukaryota; Metazoa; Chordata; Actinopteri; Syngnathiformes; Syngnathidae. Gene Ontology annotation, cellular component: nucleus. The record is from RefSeq and is a predicted model, not a curated record. Gene Ontology annotation, biological process: neuron differentiation; brain development; negative regulation of transcription by RNA polymerase II.
UGCGCCAGAGCGCACUUUCACUACCUGCCACACAGGCAGUAUUUCACACGGGGCCACGCAGAGUUCUCAUCCACUUGCGUGUACGCUGCUGCUGAUGCUGGAGGACACUCCGAGUGGUUUUUCUUACAGCAUUUUUUUUUUUGCUUUUGUCGUGGAUAUUAUUAGCAUGAAUUGGAUAAUACAACAUUCAUAAAGAGUUUUUUUUUUUUUAAAUCAGAAGACAAUCACGGUUGUGAUGAAGAAUUGAAGUUUCAAGAGUUGGUGCCAACUAUGUCGAAACCAAUGGAUCACGUAAAGCGUCCUAUGAAUGCCUUCAUGGUGUGGUCCAGAGCACAGAGAAGGAAAAUGGCUCAGGAGAACCCCAAAAUGCACAACUCGGAAAUCAGCAAGAGGUUAGGCGCCGAGUGGAAACUUCUCACGGAGUCCGAGAAGAGGCCCUUCAUCGACGAAGCCAAGCGGCUCCGAGCCAUGCAUAUGAAGGAGCACCCCGAUUACAAGUACCGACCCAGGCGGAAGCCGAAGACCCUGAUGAAAAAGGACAAGUUCUCCUUCCCGGUGCCGUAUAACCUCGGGGAGCACGACGCGCUCAAAGUCAGCGGCCUCUCCGCGGGAGGUCUCCCCGAGAGUGUCAUCGGGAACCCGGACAAGGCUGCGGCUGCAGCAGCCGCCGCAGCCGCUCGGGUCUUCUUCAACCCGUCCAUGUCCACGAACCCUUACUCCUUUUUCGACUUGGGCUCCAAAAUGACAGAGCUUUCCCCGCACUCUUUCCCUUACGCGUCCCCGCUGGGGUACCCACCUGCAGGGGCGACUGCUUUCACGGGUACAGGGGGUGCCGGCGUCGGUGGAGGGACCCACACCCACUCGCACCCUUCACCCGGGAACCCAGGCUACAUGAUCCCUUGUAACUGCACCGCGUGGCCCUCCACUGGACUCCAACCCCCACUCGCGUAUAUCCUGCUCCCCGGGAUGGGGAAGCCUCAACUCGAACCUUAUCCCGCCUACGCCGCGGCGUUAUGAUCGACGCAAUGACAGAAUUAAAAAAAAAAUAAUAAUAAUGAUGCAAUAGUUUGGUUAUGCAUGCACAAACGUGUACAUGUGAUAACGUGUGCAUAUAUCACGUGUACUAUAUGGAUCAAUACCUUUAUUUAAGGUCUCCGUGAGCGCUCGCCAAACUUUUGCCAAGGGAUAAAAAUGGACACUUCAAUGUGGAAGAGACGUGGAAAAGAAGAAAAAAAAACUUGUAUCCACUUUGCACCUGUUGGAAUUGGACAUUCGUGGGUCCAUGCACCGUGGGAGGAUUGUGACACUCACAAUAUGUACCUGCAAGACAAAAAAAAGAGAAAAAAAAAACAUGUACAGUCCAGUUAUUUGCCGUUCUAGGCUUUGUGUUCAUCUCCAAGCAGGAUCAGUUCACUAUAGCAUCAUGUGUACAUUUAGAGUUUUUAAACCCUUUUUCUAGAUGUCUGUAAUAUUUAUUGUUUUAGUGGAAUCUAUGGUGAGCAAAUAAAAAGGACAAGACUGUA